Nicrophorus vespilloides is the source of this 4536-nucleotide messenger RNA. RefSeq names its product disintegrin and metalloproteinase domain-containing protein 9 (gene Meltrin). The transcript has 15 exons. The record is from RefSeq and is a predicted model, not a curated record. Bases 240 to 4292 code for a protein of 1350 amino acids. Gene Ontology annotation, molecular function: metalloendopeptidase activity. Gene Ontology annotation, biological process: membrane protein ectodomain proteolysis. Lineage: Eukaryota; Metazoa; Arthropoda; Insecta; Coleoptera; Silphidae.
CUUGUGCAUCGACUGCAAUGACAGGAUCAGUUGAGAAAAUGGCUGUGCGCGGUUAGGACGCGCCGCUGUCGCGUACUCUCCACUCGUGCUGCAGUUACUGAAGAGAACCGGAGAGGUGAAGAGUGUUGUUGUUUCUCGUUUGCUGCAAUAGCUCCAAAGUUUUCGGGCUCAAAAAUAAAUAAAACAUACGAAGAUUUAUCAACAGUGCGCGCCCUCCCCAAGGGAGAAUAAUACACACGAUGACGAGAGCAUCGUUUCUGUGCUUUUUGGUUUUUGUGCUCUGCCAAAUAACGGAAUUUAGUGUAGCCUUAAAAGAAGAAGGUAUUUUGAAAAACAGUCAUUUUUCUGGAGCACAUCCUGCUACCGAGUUCACAAAACACGCUUUAGUCAAGCCCAGGAUUUACCAUGGGAGAGAGAAGCGACAAAUUUCGUCCACGAGAGAAGAGGAUGGAGGUCACACGCAUCACAUCACCGUCGACUAUGAUUUGGAUGGUCGUAAGUUCGUGCUCGAUCUGCGGCUCAAUCGCGAUCUCAUCCCCAAGGGCUACUUCCAGAGGUACCAGCAGAACGGCAAGCACGUGAUCGACAAGCCAACGGACGAUGUUGAUUUGUGCCAUUACAAGGGAACGGCACGGGGAUUGCCGGGCUCCUGGGCGGCGAUCUCCACCUGCGAGGAUCGAGUUCGAGGCGUGGUCUUCGAUGGACAUGAUAUGCACUAUAUCGAAAAUGACGACAGGUUCGAAGACCACUUGCUGUACAAGCACUCGGAUUUCGUCGGGGGAGCUAAUAAAACGUGCGGGUUCCACGGACCCAACGACGACGAGCAUCAUCACGCGGUCGAUAAUACUUUGUUCCGACGAAAGAGAUCCAGCGAGAAGCUGGUGCGUGGACCGUACAACGCCAACAAGCAGUCCCGAUACGUGGAACUGGUCCUCGUCGUUGAUAACAGGGAGUACAAGGAAUUGGGCGAGAGCAUGAAGAAGGUACAGCAGCACAGCAAGGACAUCGCCAAUAUCAUCAAUGGGCUGUACGCGCCUCUGAACAUUUACGUUGCCCUCGUCGGUCUGGUUAUCUGGAGUGAAUUCGACGAGAUUGUUUUCUCGCCGAACGGCGAUAUCACGUUGACAAACUUCCUGCAUUACAGACGCGCUCAAUUGAUUAAGCAACAUCCGAACGAUAACGCCCAACUCUUAACGAAAUACACUUUUGAUAAUGGCGUUGUUGGCAAGGCUCUCAAAGGUCCCAUAUGCACUUACGAGUACUCAGGUGGCGUUAACACCGAUCAUUCGCCCAUUUUAGGACUUGUGGCCACAACUGUUGCUCACGAGAUGGGACAUAACUUCGGCAUGGAACAUGACACAAACGCAUGCUCGUGUCCCGAGGAGCGAUGCAUAAUGGCACCCAGCAGCUCGACAACGCCUCCUACCCAUUGGUCCUCCUGCAGCUUGGAGCAUCUGGCUUUCGCCUUCGAGCACGGUAUGGAUUAUUGUUUGAGGAACAAACCCAUAUCGCUCUUCGAUAGCCCGGUCUGCGGCAACGGUUUCGUAGAACCUGGGGAACAGUGCGAUUGCGGACUACCUGAGCACUGCGACAACACCUGCUGCAAUGCAACCACAUGCAUGCUGCACAAGAACGCCAGCUGCGCCACCGGUGAAUGCUGCGACCUGCAGACUUGUAAACCGAAGAACGCAGGAACGAUGUGCAGAUCGGCAGAUUACGAGUGCGAUUUACCAGAGUAUUGCACUGGACAGUCAGAAUAUUGCCCCGAUGAUAUUUAUAAGAUGGACACGGAGCUGUGCGACGGCGGGAAGGCGUAUUGCUACAACGGCUUCUGUCGCACGCGAUCCGAUCAAUGUAAACUUCUUUGGGGUAGCACCGGUAAAUCGAGCGAUGACCAAUGCUACAAGAUGAACACGAAAGGCACCAGACACGGCAAUUGCGGAUACAACAAGCUCAAUCAGUCCUUCGUUAAAUGCCAGGAUGAGAACGUUCUAUGUGGAAUGUUACACUGCAAGCAUCUUAAUGAGCGUCUGGAAUUCGGUAUGGAAUCGGUGGCGAUUUUGUCGCAUACUUUCAUCAACCUGAAAGGCCACAUAAUCCCCUGUCGCACGGCGAUUGUUGAUCUAGGAUUAAACCAGGUUGACCCAGGAUUGUCACCGGACGGCGCAAGUUGCGGCGACGGAAAGAUGUGCGUAAAUCAGAAGUGCAUGCCAGUGGCCAGCUUACGUACAGCCAUUGGAAACUGUCCUCAGGAUUGCAAUGGGAACGGCGUCUGCAACAGUUUGGGACACUGCCACUGCCACGACGGAUUCGCUCCUCCCUUCUGCGACUAUCCAGGUGACGGAGGAUCAGCUGACAGCGGUCCAGCGUCCGAUCGAAGCGGUCACAAGAUAUUCGUGGCUGUGAUGUUCAUCAUAUUCUUGGGUAUAAUUCCGACGAUGGCCAUCAUAGCGCUGCUCUUUUACUUCCACAAGAAUAAGAUCUUUGUAUUCCGCAAGAAGUCGCCUCUAACGGCGAAAUCACCGCAAAAGUCGAGAAGUCCGCCAUUCUCUCCGGAAAGUCCGAAGAGGAUCACCGAAGAUAACCACUCCUUGCUGUCUUCGGAUCAAGCACACGAAGUGGGCGAAUUCUUUGGCCACUUCAAGGGCUUCACCUUGACGCCGCUGAAGAAGGAAGAACCGGUGCGACCUGCGCCUCCGGUGCCAACAGUCAAAACUGUAUCUCGUUCCAAUUCGAGUGCUUUAAAUGCCACCGCACCGGCGUUACCGCCCCUCAAUCCGGGAUCCCAUCCCAGACCGAUAAUUUCAUCGCCGACUCUUCAGAAUUCCACUUGUACCGCCAAAGAGCUUCUCAGUCCGCUCCGAAAUGCGCCCAAAGUCCCUUCGCGUCACGCCCCUGAGGCUCCGAACAAAGAGAACAAAAUCAAAGAUAAAGAGAACAAACGCCCGGUCUCCGAAUCCAUAGCCAUUGAGGAUGAGAAGAAACCAGCGAAAGGUCUGAACAGAAUAACGUCGUUUUUGAAACCGCACGAUAAGAAGCCAACGGUGGUCAACACAAACUCUCUUCCGAGGAAGAGUAAGAAGUUCGAUAAAGAUGCUUUGAGGACCGUCGAGAUUUCCGGUCCAAUACCGCAGACCCAAAUCGAUAUAACCAUAACAGCACUGCCCGUCGAACCGCCACCGGAGCAUAAAGUGACGGUGGCCCGGGCGCAAAGCAUGAAAUCGCCGGAGAACAAACCUAAGAUACAGUCCUUUGGCUCCAUGCGAGACCCUACGAAAAGACCCGUCAGCAUCGUAAAUGCCGUCCGACCCAAAAGUCCGCCACCGCCGCGUCCUCAGGAGGUCGAGAAGAAGUCGCAAAAUCAAUACGACGAUUGUCUGAACGCCGUACCGAUCUCGCCCGUUUCUAACGAUAAUAUUUAUGCCGUCAUCGAGGAAACGCCGAUCACCUCGCCAGAAUCCAAGCCGGUGACAAGCAGUUCCACCUCGAACGAGAGCUUCGGCCUUCUUGGUGAGAUAGUCUCCGAGAUUCAGAAUAGGAAUUUCGAUUCGAUCUACUCCACAUCUUCGUUGGGCAGAAAGAAGAAGGCAGAGCAAGAGGCGGCAGCUGCUGCUGCAGCAGCAGCCGCAGCGGACACCUACGAGAAUGCCUCCAUCUACAAGUCGCCGGAGAGCGUGUACAGCAACAUGAACAACGGAAAGUCGAGCGCGAGCUCCACUUCCAGCGGCUACAUCCAUCCAUCUGCCGUGAACGUGCCUCCGCCCCAGAAGAAGCCGCAGGAAUCGCAAGAAAAGAAGACUGAAUCGAAACCAAACCUGACCACGUUCAAGGCGGAGUCGGCUAAGGCACCUGCGGCUGGUAAAACGCAGCCUUCCACCAAAGGAGUGCAGGCGAAGGUGGUGAGCCGGCAGACGACGCCGCCCAAUCUACGCUCCAGAAAACCGUCACCGACGAGGGCGGCGGCCACUCCAAAAGCCCAGUUGAAACCGAUGAAGUCGAACAGUCCAGAUUUGGUAACGAGCUGCUCGGCGACUGGCAAGGGCAACAACGCUAAGGGCACGCCGGAUGUUCUCAACAAUAGUGUGAAAAAAAUACAACCCAAGCCGAAUCUCCCCAAGACCAGCAAAGUCACAACCCCUCCUGCAAAGACAGAAACCGCAAAGACAAUCCCCGCUGUAAAACCCCCAAUCGCUUCGAAGUCGUUCAAAGGCUCCGAGCUUAGCAAACCCAAACUGGGCAAGUCGAACGUGGCCUCGCUUCAACAGAAGUUCGAGAAAAACGUGAAAACUUGAAUUAUUAUCCCACUCCUCUCUUUCACUAUUUGUACAUAAUUGUAACUUAUAUUAAGUUUACUUUUGUAUUUAUAUUUAAGCCUAUACCUCUUUCCAAAACUAAAUUUCUACCCCCUACUAUCUAGUCUGCUACAAUUAAUUCCUUCCUUUCGAGUUACUUUCUUUGGGAAAAUCAUUGCAGCAGCAGCAUAUAAUAAAACAAAAAACAUACAAAAAGGGAAUACUUAUUUAUUGCGUAUUGGAA